AUGGUGCCUUUGACCAAGAGUCUGCUUUCCCUGUCUGGUCGGAGCAUUCGUCAAAUUGUAACAAGACGAGCUCACCAUAAAACUGGUCCUGACUUUCAUGGCGAGUAUGGAAACGCUAUCCUUGUGGGAGGAUUCGCAUUCUGUGUUGCGGUCUGGAGUUAUGUUGCAACGCUGACUGGGCUUACAUGGAACGUGUUUCCUAUUGGCAAGGUCACCCCUCAAAAUUGGAGGGAAGUCUUACAUGCCGCAGUCUAUGGUAUUAAUCUGUGGGAAAUGGGCAUCACAGUGUGGGCACAGUUCACAAAGGAAGCAGCCAGCGGUAAUGGCUAA
Carcharodon carcharias (great white shark) is the source of this 330-nucleotide messenger RNA. Its product is annotated as cytochrome c oxidase subunit 7B, mitochondrial-like. Lineage: Eukaryota; Metazoa; Chordata; Chondrichthyes; Lamniformes; Lamnidae. The transcript has 2 exons. The record is from RefSeq and is a predicted model, not a curated record. The coding region runs from base 1 to 330 and encodes 109 amino acids. Gene Ontology annotation, biological process: mitochondrial electron transport, cytochrome c to oxygen.